AUGAAGAACCCAAAUUUUUUUCUAUUCUUUGCGUUGGCUACAAUUUCAGUAAUUAAUGCUAUUCCUCAUGGAUUAAGUAAACGAGCUACUCCAUUUGUUGGAUGUUCUUAUCUACCGCCUUUCUCCGUAUCGUUAUCACCUGAUUCUAUUGUUUCUGACCAAGACGUUACUUUUGGCAUUUCUGGAACCGCACCAAUUGACAUUACCGAAGCUACUGUUGAAGUCAUUAUUUUUAACAACGACGACGUCGAAGGCUAUUACCAGUCAUUCUCUGGCAACCUUUGUGAACUUUUUAAACAAUGUCCUGUCAAAAUAAAUACCAAGUUUGACUUCCAGUUCACAAUUAAACCGGAAAGUUUGCCUCCGAGUUAUUACAUUGACGUUCGGAUACACGAUACCAAAUCCAAUCUG
Paraglomus occultum is the source of this 411-nucleotide messenger RNA. The record is from the annotation of a GenBank genome assembly. NCBI's taxonomy places the organism in Eukaryota, Fungi, Glomeromycota, Glomeromycetes, Paraglomerales, Paraglomeraceae.